CGUGUAUUUAACAUUUCCAUGUGUUAAAGUCGGAGCAGGACUAAAAUACGAUAAAAGUCGAAAUCAAGGAGAAGCUGUGAACAGUUGAUAAAAGAAGGCUAAGAAGUACAUCCUGACAUAUUUACCACAAUGGAGAGCAGACUGGAUCACUGGGCCGAUAUAUUGGUCCUCUUCCUGUACUUUGCUGUAGUUUUGGCUCUGGGGUUAUGGACAAUGAAGAGACCUAACCGUGGAAAUGUUCAGAGUUAUUUUCUAGCGGGACGUUCGAUGAAAUGGUUCGUGGUAGGAGCAUCAAUUUUUGCCACAAAUAUUGGAAGUGAACACUUUAUGGGACUUGUAGGCGCUGCAGCGUCCACAGGGAUAGCGAUGAUACUGUUCGAGUGGCUUGCGAUAUACCUCCUUAUACUCUGUGGAUGGUGCUUUGUGCCUGUGUUUAUAUCUGCAGGGGUUUAUACUAUCCCAGAAUACAUCGAAAAGAGAUUUGGAAGCAAAAGAAUCCGAAACUACUUUGUGACCAUGACGCUUAUCUUCGCCAUUGUUCUCAAACUCGCUGGAAACAUGUUUGCUGGGUCGUUGUUUAUUCAACUAGCGACAGGAUGGGAUAUGUACUUGUCUGUCACCGUGUUGUUGAUAAUCACAGCGAUUUAUACAGUUUUAGGUGGUCUAACCGCGGUCAUGUACACGGACACACUUCAAACUGUUAUAAUGAUGAUCGGCUCCUUCAUACUGGCCGGAAUUUGUUAUAAUAGGGUUGGUGGUUGGACUGAACUGAAAGUACAGUACAUGGCCGCUAUUCCUAAUGUUCUCCAGAACAACACAUCAUGUGGUUUGCCUAGUGAAGACGCAUUCUCCUUGUACCAUGAUCCGGUGAAUGGAGACAUACCUUGGACUGGACUUCUGGCUAUGACGACAUUGGGUAGUCUCUUCUACUGGUGUGGAGACCAGGUUAUAGUGCAGAGGUACCUUGCAGCUAGCACACUUCAGGGGGCGAAGGCGGGAGCUGUUUUAGCAAGUGUCCUUAAGAUUUUACCCAUGUUUGUAAUGAUCGUCCCUGGACUCGUCAGUCGCGUGCUCUUCACAGAUGAUGUGGUAUGUGUUGAUCCUGAUGAGUGUAUGAGAAUAUGUGACAACCCAACCGGAUGUACUAAUAUUGCUUACCCUAAACUAGUGUUAGAGUUACUCCCUACAGGUAUGAAGGGAUUCCUGAUGGCGGUGAUAAUGUCUGCCAUUAUGAGUUCUCUCACGUCUAUAUUCAAUAGUUCCAGUACAGUAUUUACUCUAGAUUUGUGGAUGCAGUUAAGACCUCUAGCCAAUCAAAGAGAACUACUUAUAGUUGGCAGGGUAUUCGUGGUGUUUAUGUGUGUGGCGAGUAUACUGUGGUUGCCGCUGAUCAAGGGCUCGCAAGGAGGGAAGUUGUACAACUAUGUAAACAUGGUGAACUCCUGUCUCAUGGAGCCAAUGAGCUCUGCAUUUGUCUUGUCCGUCUUCUGGAAGCGAACGACAGAAAAUGGCGUAUUUUACGGGCUGUUAAUAUCCCAUGCAGUGGGUGUUGUGAGACUAGUUUUCGAGUUUAUGUUCCCCUUCCCACCCUGUGGAAUGCCCGAAACAAGGCCCGCUUUUCUGUACAGAGUACACUUCAUGAACUUUGGUGCCAUCCUCAUAUUGUUCAGUGGUAUUGUCAUCAUCAUUCUGAGCUUACUCACCACGCCAAGGACGGAGGAGCAGUUGGAGAAUGUUACAUACUGGACAAGGAUGAAAUUCCCACCUUCAAAGAUGGAAGAACAUGAGAUGUCAGUCAGGCCCGAGGAGAAUAAACCUGACGAAGACCAAAGCAAGGUGCCUGUUGAUCUCCAAAACCACCAGGAUGACGAAACUACUUCCAGUAUGUGCCAAGACCGCCUAUUAUCAUGCCUUCUUGGGACUUCGGACAAAGAACACAAUAUCAUGGAGAUAACGUUUGAACAGAAGCGGGCAUUUCUCACAGAAAAUAUCAAAUGGUCCAAAUGGGUUUCCGCGUCAGCACUCGUUACCAUGGGAACCAUGUUUUUUUUACUUGGAUAUUUUCGAUGAAAUCUUGUUCCGAGUGGUCGGUGCAGUUAAAUGCACUAAUGGCAAUGCCAAGUUUAUUGUGUCGCCUCAAGUUGUCUAUCAUGUAUCAAGCCAUGCCGUUUUAUACUCCACAAACUACGUUUUGCUUUAGUGUCAACGCUACAGGUUUAUCUAAUAAGAUUAUAAGUUUUUCCUUAAAUGCGAGUUACGUUUUCUACUCCAGUGUUACCAGUUUCUCUAGUUCCUAGUCAAACCCUCUUUAUCAUACGAUUUGUGUUAGUUAUCAGUUUUUCAUUGAAAUAAGUAGAUCGCACGGGUUUUACGGGUAAUUCAGCAAGUAGACUGGAAAAUUAAUCACUAUGAAAUGUUUCUAAGAAAAUCAUAAAAGCAUUUCUAGGUUAUCCGUUUAUAUCUUUAAUGAAUAUUAAAUACUGUUGACUUUCCGAUGAAAAAAUCUGCUUUGGUUUAGUCGGAGGUAUAGAACAUUACUUUAUAAGGAGUUUGUGUGACUAAAGUUACAAUUGUAUUUUACCACGAGAGUACUUUGAAACAUCUGCUUAAGAAAUUGAUAAAUACCGGCUGAAUGAAACCAAAUGUUCUACUGAAGAAUUAAGAUAUGGAGACAAGACUUAGGGGUGAUGCACAGAUGUGGAUGACAGAGUUGAUAACGAGAACUUGCUAGAGAGUCGUGUGUAUGCGUGAUGUGAUAAACGAAACUAGUGUUAAUAAAACUACAGGAUUGAAAUACAACAGAUUGGUUUAUAUAUUCAUAUAAGAUUAUUUUGAGUGUUGUAUACGAAGCAGGUUGUGCUAAUAAAACUUUUUACGAAUA
Ylistrum balloti is the source of this 2881-nucleotide messenger RNA. RefSeq names its product sodium/mannose cotransporter SLC5A10-like. Gene Ontology annotation, biological process: transmembrane transport. Bases 130 to 2070 code for a protein of 646 amino acids. NCBI's taxonomy places the organism in Eukaryota, Metazoa, Mollusca, Bivalvia, Pectinida, Pectinidae. Gene Ontology annotation, cellular component: plasma membrane. Gene Ontology annotation, molecular function: D-glucose:sodium symporter activity. The transcript has 16 exons. The record is from RefSeq and is a predicted model, not a curated record.